CGAUGGAUGAACCCGCGCAUGGGGCGCAUUUCGAGAGUAGCUUCCACACCGACAGCCGUCGGGGGACAGUCGCGAGAGACGUCGUUCGGUCUGCAGCUACCGGUGUGACGGCAGCACGAACCGCGUAGUUUCUUUUUUUGUUCUUGCAGUGUGACCUAACUCUUAGUCUUCCCGCUUUUGUGGAUGAGCUAGCCCCUGUCAUCGCCGUCACCUUUUCCUCGUGUGAAUUCGUAAAAGGAGAGCGUGGAACCUCUUCUCCUGCGACGUAAACCUCAAGGCCGAGUGGACUGCAGGAAGUGCUUUGGACUGCUAGUCGUCGAUAGUGGGAAGCCCCGCAGCGCCUGCCUGGUACAAAUACUGCAAGUGGCUCCCGCACGAGAGGCGUCAGCGCUCUUAGCUCGUCCAUAAACGAUAAACGCUGCAAAGCCCCGUUGCCGACGGUUUUGUGCAUUAAGUACUACUUUGCCAUCAGAAAAGCGUAGAAUCGAGCCUAAAGGUGGUCUAAGUGGCUAGCUUUCACGCAAUUCACAGAGGAAAGCUCAGCUCACCUUAGUCGCCCGCAAGAGAGGGGGAAAAAAGAAAUCCAGGGGUUUUUGUCGCCAACCGAAGAGCUUAGCCCCGCUUGUCCAAAGAGCGGGAAGAUUACAUCGGGCGCAAAAUAUCUCAGCACGUAGAUUUCUGACGUUACCCUAUAAAGGAACGCCAGAGCGCAAAAAAGAAAAUCAUAUCGUCAGUCUAUCCGAUGGAUUGCGCGUGGUAAGGCAGCGUGUCCCCGCUCUGAGAUACAAGACAUUGGCGCCGGCACCUGCGACGCGAAUAAGGCGUAACAAGGGCCGCGCGAUGCUGAACAUCGUGGCGAGCACUUUCUCGGCUGUUUCCAGCGCCACGUCGGCCUUUUCGUGGAAGUAUGUAAUGCUUCUGACUGUGACCACGGCCACUCAGCGAGUGCUGCUUGCAACCAUUGCGGUGACCGGGUGCAUAUUCAUGAGUCAGGCCCUGCUCCGAUUCUACCGGCUCUGGAAGGCGCUGCGACCCAUGGCGGGACCACCGGACUGGUUCCCACCACUCUUCAACGUCAACUGUCUCAGGGCCGCGGCCCGUUACCGAGACAUCUUCAACACUUCCACAGGGCUGUUCAGCCUGCUCGUGGGCCUGACAUACUUCUUUGAGCGGGAGCGGGUGUUCAAGACUUACCUGGGUUUCCAGCCGGUCGUCGUGCUUUUCAAGCCGGAAGCGGUUGAGUCUGUACUCAACUGUUCGACAAACCUGAAGAAGCCCAUCCUGUAUUCGCUGCUCCAUGCAUGGCUGGGAACAGGUCUUCUCACAAGCUCCGGCUCCAAAUGGAAGUCGCGGCGGAAGAUGCUGACACCGGCGUUCCACUUUCGCAUACUCGAAGACUUCCUGCCAAUCAUGAACGAGCAAGGAGAGAUCUUCGCGCAGGCGCUGCAGCACCAGACGCACGGUGCAGUCGACAUCACCAAAUUCGUCACUGCCUGCACUCUCGACAUCAUUUGCGAGACUGCCAUGGGAGUCAAGGUGAAUGCGCAGACCAACCCAACUUCUACCUACGUGAGCAACAUAUACAGAGUUGGCAGCAACUUCAUCAACCGUGCCGUGCGUCCCUGGCUGUGGCUGGACUCUCUGUACCGGCUGACGCGCAACGGACGCCUCUACCACCACGACAUCAGCGCCAUCCACACAUUCACCAAGAAGGUGAUACGCGAGCGGAAAGACGUCAAGCUGUCCGAGAAGCGGCUCAUCACGGACUCAAGCGACGAGCUCAAAAAGCGCCCGAUGUUCCUGGACGUCCUGCUGGACCACCACAUAAGUGAGAACAGUAUCUCUGAAGAGGACAUCCGUGAAGAGGUGGACACCUUCAUGUUCGAGGGGCACGACACGACGUCAGCGGCCAUAUCUUGGUGCAUCUACUUGCUAGGCCAGAAUCCUGGAGCACAGAAGAAGGUGCAGGAUGAGAUGGACCUCAUAUUCGCCACUGAUCGAGACCGCUACGCCACUGUAGCUGAUCUCAAGGAGAUGAAGUUCCUAGAGUGCUGCAUCAAGGAGAGUCUUCGAUUGUUUCCUUCGGUGCCUAUAAUUGGCCGAGAGAUAUACAAAGAGUUUUGUAUAAACGGUCGAGUGGUGCCAGAAGGCUCGAUCGUGAUCAUCUUCUCGUACAUGCUACAUAGAGACCCCAAGUCCUUUCCGCAGCCGGAAGAAUUCCGGCCUGAGCGCUUUCUGCCCGAGAACAGCUUGGGAAGGCAUCCUUUUGCCUACGUGCCAUUUUCAGCUGGACCUCGGAAUUGUAUUGGCCAGCGGUUCGCGCUAAUGGAAGAGAAGAUCGUGCUGUCCAACUUGUUUCGGCGGUUCAGCGUACGCUCACUGGUGCCCCGCGACGAGCUGAAGCUGGCCGGCGAGCUGGUGCUUCGAAAUCAGAACGGCAUCCAAGUCACGCUAUCACCCCGACAAAAUACCCACGCCGUCGACAAGCACGGAUAGAGACUCGACAGCCGUCAUCCCUGCCUUCAUCGCUGUUUUCAUUUCUUAGUUCGAGCUGUUACACCAUUGUUCAUCUGAACUUUGUGCGUAUGGUGGAAGGCAUGAGCCUGGGCACAAGUCUGUCUAUGCACUCAUAUGUCUGUGAUGUCGCGCAGCAGCGGGCUGGUGCGCACGCGCGGUGCGCGCGACAGUAGCGCAGUUAGAACCAAACGCACCGUGCAAGCGCUCAAAUGUCCACGCGUACGUAAUGUGCUGAAAAAUUAUACACUCAGAACGACUGAGCAAUUAAUAACUAGACGCGACGAUCCUCGUUGUGCACUUCAGUUUCAAGCACGCGCCCAGAAAUGUGAGAAUGUUUUAAGUCUCAUUCCAUGCAGUGAGGUGUCUUGUACAUGUGCAAGACGGCCUCUUGUCAGGGCACUGCCACUUUACAGCUUUAAAUCUGUAACAACCCUUCUUUUAAGUGCAGGGUAGCCAACCGGGCUCAACCUAGUUUACUUCAUUGCCGUAUCUGCCCACUUCUACGGAGAAAUGACGGCGUAAAUAUUACGCACAAGCAUUAGGUCUGGCGCGAGGCGAGCCAACUGUACCUCAGUCAAGGUAGCAUGAACUAUUCCUGUCAAAAAAGGCAGAUUUGAUGUUUGCUGUAGCCCUUUAUGGAGCACGGCGUAUCUUGGCUACAACACCUGCCGUUGUACGAUGAGAACAGUGAGAAUUGCUCUUCUAUACUUCUGUGCAAGACCGGCUGCACCAUCACCAGCAAGCUAGCACAAAGGUGACAGCGUGCGGAGGGGGGCUUUAAGCUUCUGACGCCACUCACACGCUUUUUUCAAGGCCGUACGUGAUAUUACGUGGCGGACGCAGUGAAUAUGGGACAAACGGGAAAACACAAUCCUCCCGCUUGCUUUAAGGGUGUUCCUUGGCUGAACAAAUGGUAGUGCUAGUUCGUCAAGAGUAUUAUAAAAAAAGUCAAUUUUAUCUGUGCGCAAACCUGAAAGGAAAGCGUUAAAAACUGUUUUCCGUGGCAAGCUCUCAAUUCUUGUUAAUCGCGAUUGCAACGAGAGCAAGAAUCGCAUUCUACAAGAUGCACAAAGUCGUUCAUAUUCAUGAAGAAACCUGAAUCUUCAAAACUAAGCUAACAGUGCAGUAUAAGAGAGGAUACGAGAAAGAGAGAGAGCUUUAAGUGAAUGAAAGACAACUAGACUGCAUGUACAUAACAGAACAAGACUUAAAACUAUUUUUAAAAAUCAGGAAGAAGAAAUGAAAGAGACUGAAAGAUGCGCUGUAUUAUUUUCUUAGCUCACAACGCAAUGCAAACACCUCGAAAAGGGCAACGAUGACCGCCGGUGUUUGUAAAGACCAGAGUCCCAGAAUCAAGUUUUAAGAACUGCAAGGAUUGUCUCGAUGCGCUUUAAGUCGGUGCUCUCUGUUGCGCACUGGUGCAAACAUGUCGCAAGUGAGGAAUGUGCGAGGUCUCUGUGUAGAUACAAAUACCAAAACCAUAAGAGCUAUUGCUCCGACUGCGACAGCCGACGAGGCCACGUGCAGUGGGAAAAUACUGAACAUGCUUGUUGUGUCCGCUGAUCUGAGAAUGGGUACAUGCUCGUGGCAGGGGAGAGCACCAUCUGCAGCUUGGAUUCACCACCUUUUUACGUUUGUCAUAGCGCUUAGUGCGUAGGUGUUGAGGGCAAACGAAAGUUACUUCGGAAGAACGCGGUCCUUGAGACUAUUUCGAAACGUUACGCCUAAAAUUGUAUAUAUGCUGUAGCCACUUAGCAAAUGUGUUUCGAUAAAGCCCAUUUCAUGGCAAGAUUGAAACCUAUAUCACUAAAUAUUCAGGUUUCUUGUUGGAAGCACGGUAUGUUAGAAGACUUGUGUCCAGGUGAGUUUUUUUUCCUCAGUGACGGCGCGAUCAAUGCGUCGUGCACCUGUUCAGACGCGUUGUGAUGGGUUCUAACGUUGAAGUGUAGUUCCCUCGACAAAUGAGGUGUUAUGUGUAACUUUUCUUUGAAGCACUUUCCUGAGCAUACCUAGGCCUGUAAUUCCUGACUUCUUGAAUCAUGUUAACUAACUUGCACUUGUAAAGUAGUCAAUCUGUGUACAUAAUUCGUCGUUCUAAUGCGAGCCCCCUUUUAACUUCUGCUUAUUCAAUCUACCUAGUCGAGAAAAGGUCAGAGCAGUCAAAUAACCAGCCAAUGCUAAACAUGUCUUACCACGGCCAGUAUUCACAAAACUUCAUUAUAUGUGUGCAAUUGGCCAUUAACUCGCUGUCACGCCAUUGGUGAUUGCAGCGACUGCAACGCGUCUGAGCACCAGCCUUUGAAAGAUAAAUCUUGAGGAAAAGAAGUAUUGUGAAUGCAUGCCAAGAAGUUGUGCGAACUGUGCCGUCUAUUCACCCAAAAAGUGUCCAACUGUAUGCAUUCUCUGAGACUUGUCCCAUCACGUCCAAACUAGUCCAAUAUUAUUUAUUGCUAAGUUUUAUGCUUUUUUUUCUGAAUUGUGCAUGACGCCUUUGUGACUAAGUAUUGUAUCAUCGCCUCCAAAUUCAGCGUUUUUUUUCCUGCAAAGUGGUUGAGGAAAUGGGUUAAAACACAUUUUAUGGAAGAUGAACAUUACUUAACAAUUAACAUAUUCGUUCUUAUCGGCGGAUAUCAAAAACAGUUAAUAUUCCAUCAUGAGGGCUUAGCUUGGACAUAGUGCUUCAGAACAAAUUCAUAUCGUUCAACCUUGAACCUUUCACAACGCGUCACAAACGCUAACCGCCAUCAUACCUGCAGACAUCUGCGGAACGCCUUCUCAGUCUGAUAGUUUUUGUACCCGUAGUUUUUUUUUAAUCAUGCAGGAAGAACAACUCAUUGUCUAGUCAACGUGCUGCGCCAUACAAGUCAGGGUUUUUCGUCUACAUGUCUGAACACGUUGGGGGUUGUUUUUCCAGUUUUGUGUGCACGCCGCUUUGCCUCAUUGUGAUCCACGCAUAAUCAUCCUUGUUACCACUAGAAGUGACAUUGCAAUCGUAACUGUACGUGCAAGUGCGUGCCAGUUGGAACAUAGCUACCUUUUCUGUAAAAACAGCCGAUGCUAUCAGUCAUGAGACGCAACGAAUGUCCGCAUCAGUUUCUUAUGACAACACCUAUUGCACUGUAAAGUAGUUCAAACUUUGCUCAAUCAAACUAACCUACCCCAUAAAUAUAAAAAAAAAGGAUGGGCCUGCAAUAAUACGCAUUCGCCCCUAACCGACACGGGACAUCGUGGUACGCUCUUUCAAAGUAAUUGCUGCUGGAACGCCUUCAAGGUAAGAGGCGAUAGAAGACGUGAUCACAAAUUAAAAACGAUCGUCUGCUCUGAAUUUGAGUCGUUUGUUACCAUGUAAGAGCUGUGCAUCGUUUAGGUGGAAGCUGCACCAGGGGUGGAGGCGUUACUGAUUCAGCGCAGUUGUCAUUGUUGCAGGGAUGUCUCUAAAAUCACAGUGUGACUAUCUUGCCGGCCUGUUUCGAAAAUAAGCGGGCUUGCGCAUGGGUUCAGCAGCUCGAUUCAGAUGCUUCACUAAAAAAUAUAAUUUAAUGGUCGAUUUGCGCAAGACAGGUGAGCGCAGUGAUCUCAGAACGCCACGGAAAUGCGAGUAAUACACCCUUCACUGCUUCUGCAACGAUCGAAAAGAAACAUAAGCUAGACUGUCGGUGCUGAUGAUAUCGUUCACCCAACAAUUCGAUGAACUAAUUCGCCCAUCACUUUUUCCAUAGAAUACACUGGCACAUAUUAACGCAAGUCAUUGACUAUCGUUAACGGUACUUGCAUGUGACUUCUUAGCGGAUAAGCGUCUCUUUCUUGCCAUGCCGCAGCAGAUCUUGCCUGCGCAUGUGCUCGCAUGAAAUUUUCAAGACUUUUAGCACUGACUACGAUAAAUAGCUUUACGUUGUUUUGGUGGUUCCCGAAAGCUCGAAGUAUUAACUGGUACCAGUAAUAUACAAUGGAACUGCUGCGUCGAUACGAGCUCGCUUCAAAUGUUUUAUCAUUUAGAAACAGAAUUAGUCACCUCUAAACUGCACAUUGUGCUUUGCGAGUUAUUUUACCUCACUUAACUCAAUCGCCAAGUUUCACUAUGUGUCAUAGUGAAAAAGCAAUGAAGACGCUCCGAGACUCGUCAUCAGCUGAAGUGAAAAAAAUAAUCGUGGUAACGCAAUAUAGCCACCAUAACGGCCGCAGUUGAGCUACACGGUAGAGCAACUGCGGAGACUUUAAUUCGUUGUCUUGCAACGAAUGUAGGAAAAUGGUAAAACGUUUUCUUGGAUUCAGAGAGCAACAAUGACAGCCUCUCACAAUUACUGACAUUUGCUACCAAAUUCAAAAUUGUUAUAGAAGCCCCGUACCCGAGUGCCAUGGAGCGCAAAAACGACAGUUCCAAGUGUGCCUAAUGAAGCAGCAAGCAAAAUGGUUUUCUUUUCAUUCAACUGUUGCUGCAGUGUGCAAUAGCAGCAGUAUUAGCAUAAUGCGAUGCUCAUUUCAUAGAUAAAUCUUGGCUAUUUACAUAGAAUCUUUGAAGUGGGCUUUGAAUAUUUAGGUUAUAUUCAUUUUAGGCUAAUUAGCUUAUUUUGGAAUAACGUGUCGCAGCACGAGAAUGUGCCCGUUUCAUGAACCGAAGCAAUAUUGCUUGCUCCCAGUGAAUUUUAUUUCUGUACUCUUCGCGUGCCGUUUGCCAGGGCGCGCUUGCAUCUAGUUAAUAAAUAAACCGUGAUAUUUCUAUGUAACUAACUUUAAGCGCCAUGUUGUCUUUUUUUCCUCACAACAGCCUGCCUGUAUUUGUUUCUUUUUUCUCGGUUUUCAUUUUUUCCUGUUCGUUGAUUUUUUUUCUUUGUGUGACCUUACUUUUUUAUUGUACGCUUAAUUAUAUACUCGAACUUCUUUUCUGCGUACACCUGCAAUAAAUGUGCCCCAUAUUGUUA
Molecule: messenger RNA, 7436 nt
Organism: Rhipicephalus microplus (southern cattle tick)
Lineage: Eukaryota; Metazoa; Arthropoda; Arachnida; Ixodida; Ixodidae
Product: cytochrome P450 4V2
Molecular function (GO): iron ion binding; heme binding; oxidoreductase activity, acting on paired donors, with incorporation or reduction of molecular oxygen
Source: RefSeq, a predicted model, not a curated record